Molecule: messenger RNA, 897 nt
Organism: Danio aesculapii
Lineage: Eukaryota; Metazoa; Chordata; Actinopteri; Cypriniformes; Danionidae
Product: cysteinyl leukotriene receptor 1
Exons: 1
Coding region: 1-897 (298 amino acids)
Biological process (GO): neuropeptide signaling pathway
Cellular component (GO): membrane; neuron projection
Molecular function (GO): neuropeptide binding; G protein-coupled receptor activity
Source: RefSeq, a predicted model, not a curated record
AUGGAGCAGAUACAGGUGAAUCUCCUCUCUCUGCGCCUCAUCAUCUCCAUCGUCGGUGUUGUGGGAAACACACUCCUGCUGGUCUCCAUCCUGCACACACACACACACCUGAAGUCGUUCGAGGUGUUCCUGCUGGCUCUGUGCUCCGCGAACCUGCAGCAGCUGGUGAUGGUUGACGUGUAUGAUGUUCUGCUGCUGUGUUCUCCGUCCUGCAUCGGUGUGUGUUCCUGCCGCGCGCUGCGGCUCCUGACGGUGUUCGGGGAGGUCUGCAGCGUGCUCUUCACCACGCUCAUCAGCAUCUACCGCUACCAGAAGCUCCACGACGUGUUCUCGCAUGUGAACGUGCCCGUGCUGCUGGACAGCCUGCGCUGGGCGGUGUGUAUGUGUGUGUUGUGUGUGUGUGUGGCGCUCGCCUUCGGUCUGCCCACGCUCCUGGUAAACACACACUGGAGUGUGUCCAACUCUUCGUUCGAGCGCUGCCCGGUGGACUUCUUCCAGUGUCCGUCCUCCUCCCCGUGUCUUAUACACAUCUACAAGUACGUGUUCCUGCUGGUGUGUGUGGUGCUGCCGCUGCUGGUCGUCACGGUGACAAGCGUGCUGAUGGUACGGGUCCUGCUGGCGCAGCAGCGGGCGGUACAGGUUCGAGAGGCGGAGGAGCCCCACCCGCAUCACCAUCACUCCUCUCUCCUGCGCAGCACGCUGGCCAUCCUGGCGGCCAUGUUGCUCUUCCUGCUGGACUGGAGUGUGUAUCUGCUCCUGCAUUUGGCCUUUGACCCCUACAGCUUCCCUCUGUGGGCGGAGGUGGAGUUCUUCAUCACCACCUUCUACACCGCGCUCAGCCCCUACGUCUACGGCAUCGGCAACGACCUCUUCAGCAUAAAGCGCUUAUACUGCUGA